AUGGGCUAUAAAACAGUGAAGAGAGGAUUAGGAUUGGAUUAUCAGUUUUCGAGUGUUUUAGACGGCAAGGAAAGUUUGGUUGACCAUGCUGUUAAUUAUGUUGCCGGGGGUGGUGUCAGUGGUGCUAUCGGUACGGCCGUCGGUACGGGUGUCGGCGCCGGAUUGAGGGAAACGAUGGGUGGCGUGAAGGGCGCGUUAGGCGGUGAGGACACUAUGUUAGGCAAAGCUACCGGUGCUGUAACGGGAGUUAUUGAAAAGGGAGCCGCAGUUGGAGAUAAAGUGCCUAUGGAACAGGGAAAGAUUUAUUUGGAAAAGUAACAAGUGGUGGUGUUUUAAAUGGUGGCACAGGUUUAAUUGGGAAAAUAACUGGUGGCACUGAGCAAGGUGGUAACUGUGCAGAAAAUCCUCUUGGUGAUAUCGUAAGUGCUGGCACUGGAUCAGGUUCAUAUGGUGGUCAAACCGGUAGUGUUUUAGGUGGAAAUGGAGGUUCAUUAAGCUUUGGAUUUAAAUAAAUAACAAUGUACCAAACAGAAUUUAAUUUGUUAAGUUUAUAAUAAUUAAAAAUUAAAAUUAGUUGCUUCUAUAACUUUUUGAAAAGCUAUAUUAAUGUUUAAAU
Molecule: messenger RNA, 616 nt
Organism: Oppiella nova
Lineage: Eukaryota; Metazoa; Arthropoda; Arachnida; Sarcoptiformes; Oppiidae
Source: the annotation of a GenBank genome assembly